GUCGCGCUGGCCGCGUCGUACACACGCCCCGCGCCGUCACCAAGUGCCCAGCCCGCCAGCCCGCCCCGCCGCGAACCGCGCCCUCCGCCACCAUGUCGACAGAAGACAGCCAGGACGUCAUCAAGGCCCUCAAGGCGCAGCAGCAGGUGAACGGCACCGAGUCGCCGGCCGCCGCCAACGGGAACGGCGUGCACCACGAGGACGGCGACGAGGCCGACGGCUGCGGCUCGAGCAAGACCAGGCAGGAGGAGAAGCAGGCCAUCGUGGAGCUGAAGGAGGCUGUCCUGGCGGACGAGUCCUUCUCCUCCAACAACGAGGCCCUCGCCAAGAAGGUUGAGGCGGCAGUGACGGCGCUGGACGAGGCCGUGUCCGCGGCGGAGCAGGCCGACACCAAGGAGAGGGAGGCCGUCUCGGCGCUCGACGACGCCCUCCUGUCCAAUGGAGUCACCCCUGAGAAGAUAGAGGAGGCCGUCUCGGCGGUGCAUGAGGCCGCCGCCAAAGACCAGCAGGCCGAGUCGGCGCUGGACGAGGCCGUGUUGGUGGUGGGGGAGGCCGUCAUCAAGAACCUGGACAAAGCCGUGUCGGCGGUGGACGGUGUGGCGGCCUCGGCCCCGGCCGCAGAGACCCCCAAGCCAGAGCCCGUCGCAUCCGCCCCCGCCCCCGUCGUGGAGGUGACCCCUGCCCCCCAGCAGGAAGAGGAGGAGGACGAGGAAGUCGCGCCCGUGGAGAAGGAAGCCCCGAAGAAGGCCUCCGCGGCCCCUGAGCCAACUCCCGAGGCCGCCCCCGCGAAGGCCAGCCCCGCCGAGUCACAGUCCAGCUUCAGCGAGGUCAUCCCGGCGAUGCAGGGCGUGCGGCAAGAGUGGUUCAAGAACCGGCAGUCCAGCGAGGAGAGGCGCCGGGAGGUGGAGGCGGAGUCCAGGCCGACCGUCAACAAGGCGGCGCUGAGCACGAGCAUCGACGAGAGUUCCGUGCGGGCGGCGUACGAGGACGUCCGGUCCGACACCACCGACACCGAGUGGGCCGUCUUCAAGUUCCAGGACCAGAAGAUCGUGUGCUCGGCGACGGGCGAGGGCUUCGACUCCUUCCGCGGCCACUUCGCCGACAACGAGCGCGUGUUCGGCUUCAUCCGGAUCCAGAUGGGCGACGAGAUGAGCAAGCGCCAGAAGUUCGUGUUCCUGACGUGGGUCGGGCCCAGGGUCAGCGUCAUCCGCAGGGCCAAGAUGAGCAUCGACAAGGCCAUGGUCAAGAACAUAGUCAAGAACUUCGCCGUGGAGCUGCAGGUGGAGUCCCAGUCCGAGAUCAACGUGGAGUACCUGCGCGACCAGCUGGCGCGGGUCGGCGGCGCCAACUACGGCACCGGCUUCAGAGACUAGACGACCGGACGGCGGAGGACGAGCAGUCGGGGGCGGCGGGGGGUGGCGGGGGGCGGCGGGGGCACAGCACCUUAUUUAUACCUCACCACAACUGCAGACGUUUGCCCCCCACGGCCUCCGCCAAGAGUUGCUCAAUCGCACCCCUCGGCGCCGGAGGGAUGUUAGUGCCCGUGUCCGUGUGUGUGAGUGUGUGUGUGCUUGUGUGUGUGUGAGAGAGUGAGUGAGAGGGGAAGCGUCUAUGUGUGUGUGAAUGUAAGUUAGCGUGUUUGCGAAUGAAUCAGUGUGCGAUUGUGCACGGCGCACGAGGCAGUAUGACUCAGGCGGGCUUUGAGAUUGUGAUAGCUUCAUCAUUCAGAGAAAAGAGAAGAAAAAAACUCCGCAUUGAAAAGCGAAUGGCACAUUCAAAACAAAAUGAAUGUAUUUUUCUUUUUUAACAAAAAUGAAAUGUAAAUAAUAUACGAGACCGUCGAAUAAAAUGUACCUUCAGAGAC
Molecule: messenger RNA, 1864 nt
Organism: Thrips palmi
Lineage: Eukaryota; Metazoa; Arthropoda; Insecta; Thysanoptera; Thripidae
Product: myristoylated alanine-rich C-kinase substrate
Exons: 4
Coding region: 93-1373 (426 amino acids)
Biological process (GO): regulation of actin filament polymerization
Cellular component (GO): site of polarized growth; actin filament; cortical actin cytoskeleton
Molecular function (GO): actin filament binding
Source: RefSeq, a predicted model, not a curated record